This is a messenger RNA of Penaeus monodon (black tiger shrimp), 1587 nucleotides long. RefSeq names its product allantoicase-like. The record is from RefSeq and is a predicted model, not a curated record. The transcript has 9 exons. The coding region runs from base 170 to 1342 and encodes 390 amino acids. Gene Ontology annotation, biological process: allantoin catabolic process. Lineage: Eukaryota; Metazoa; Arthropoda; Malacostraca; Decapoda; Penaeidae. Gene Ontology annotation, molecular function: allantoicase activity.
ACAAUAACCCCCCCAAAAUAAUUAAACCUUAACUAAAAGAAGAGAGAGAGAGAAAAAAAAGAGUAACGAAAUCGACCAAGCGCCAUGGGUAUUCCACAAUGCUUCGCUCACCAAUAUAACAGGUUUCGCUUCAAGGUUCCUGGCAGAGACACGGCAGCAGCGGGGCACGAUGGCACGGCGACAGGAUGCUUCUGGCACGAGGGAGGAGAAGCCGAAAUUUGCGGAAUUAAAUAACCUCAUUUCCGAGAAGCUUGGAGGUCGAAUUCUCUUUGCGACAGAUGACUGGUUUGCUGUGGCUGAAAACCUUUUAAAGGAGAGUGACCCCGAGUGGCGAGAAGCCGAGUUCACAGAAUGUGGGAAAUGGAUGGACGGAUGGGAGACUCGCAGAAAAAGAAUCCCAGGCCAUGAUUGGUGCAUCAUCAGGCUUGGGGUACCGGGUAUCAUCGAGGGAAUCGACGCCGACACGUCAUUCUUCACAGGAAACUUUGUCCCUCGCGUGUCCCUCCAAGGGGGUGUUCUCUCUCCCGAAGAUGAAGCCAAAAUCCCACCAAGAAAAAGCGAGAUUGGAACUCAGGCUUGCGAAGGAGUGAUGGAACAGGUGGCUCAGCUGGACAGUCAGAAUUGGCCAUUCAUCGUCCCGCUGACGGAAGCUCGACCCGGAUACAUGGACACGUGCCACACAUACAUCGAGGCGGCCGUCAAGAGACGCUGGACACACGUACGGCUUAACAUAUACCCUGACGGAGGCAUUGCGAGGCUCAAGGUGUUCGGGAGUGCCACGCCGGAUUGGUCGAAGGUGCCAAAAGGGAAGCUGAUCGACCUGGCUGCGGUUGAGAACGGGGGCGUGUGCCUGGAGUAUAGCGACGCCCAUUACGGUCACCCGCGGAACCUCAUCAGCCCGGGGAGGGGCGUGACCAUGGCCGAUGGGUGGGAGACGGCGAGGAGACUCGAUCGGCCAGCGGUGUUGCAAGCCGACGCCCGCGGGGUGCUCCAGGUGCCGGGGUUCGAGUGGGCGGUGCUGCGCUUGGGUCACCCCGGGGUCGUGUGUCAAGUGGAGAUCGACACCCACCACUUCAAGGGCAACUUCCCCGACUCCUGCAGGAUCGAUGGCUGCCUGCUUCGGGAGGGCGCGGACUCUACCGUGUCCUUGGCCACUGACGAAGGGCUUUGGAGGACUAUUUUGCCCCCGCAGAAGCUAAAGGCUCACGCCCGCCAUUUCUACGCAUCAGAAGUGGAAAAUAUCGGGCCGAUCUCCCACGUGCGGAUCGUCAUGGCGCCGGACGGAGGCAUAAGUCGCGUGAGGCUAAUUGGAACGUUGUUUUCACUGGCGGCCAGACUGUGAAAACUGGGUGAUUCGUUUGGAUUAUGGUUGCAUACAGGAUGGAAAGAAUUUAGUGGUGAUAUGUAUAUAUAUAUAUUUUUUUUUAUAUAUAAUUAUUAUUCUAUAAUAUUCAAUCCGAUGGUUUGUUUAUGAGAUAUGGGAACAUUAUUUUCUACCGGUGGUCAAGCUCUGAAAAAUUGGUGAUUCGACAGGAAUUCUUUUGGUUGUAUUAAAGAGAAAAGUUUUUUUUUUUUUUUUUUUUUUUU